Otolemur garnettii (small-eared galago) is the source of this 2061-nucleotide messenger RNA. RefSeq names its product myelin expression factor 2 (gene MYEF2). The record is from RefSeq and is a predicted model, not a curated record. The transcript has 17 exons. Gene Ontology annotation, molecular function: mRNA binding. NCBI's taxonomy places the organism in Eukaryota, Metazoa, Chordata, Mammalia, Primates, Galagidae. Gene Ontology annotation, cellular component: nucleus; cytoplasm; post-mRNA release spliceosomal complex. Gene Ontology annotation, biological process: regulation of mRNA stability involved in response to oxidative stress. Bases 1 to 1806 code for a protein of 601 amino acids.
AUGGCGGACGCCGACAAGCCCGAGGUACCCGGGGCUACUGGCAAAGACAGCCCGCAUCAGCAGUCCGCGGAGCCGCCGGGCGAGUCGCGGCGAGAACCGCACCCCCCGGAGGCGGAGAAGCAGCAGCCGCAGCCGCUCGGCAGCAGCUCCAAUGGCGUUAAAAUGGAGAAUGAUGAAUCAGUGAAAGAAGAGAAGUCUGACUUAAAAGAAAAAUCUACAGGAAAUAAGAAGGCCAAUAGAUUUCAUCCUUAUUCAAAAGACAAGAAUUCAGGCACUGGAGAAAAGAAGGGUCCAAAUCGUAACAGAGUUUUCAUUAGCAAUAUCCCAUAUGACAUGAAAUGGCAAGCUAUUAAAGAUCUAAUGAGAGAAAAAGUUGGUGAGGUUACAUACGUGGAGCUCUUUAAGGAUGCGGAAGGAAAAUCAAGGGGUUGUGGUGUGGUUGAAUUCAAAGAUGAAGAAUUUGUAAAGAAAGCACUAGAAACCAUGAACAAAUAUGAUCUUAGUGGAAGACCCCUAAAUAUUAAAGAGGAUCCUGAUGGAGAAAACGCUCGUAGGGCAUUGCAACGAACAGGAGGCUCAUUUCCAGGAGGACAUGUCCCUGAUAUGGGAUCGGGGUUGAUGAAUUUACCACCUUCCAUUCUCAAUAAUCCAAAUAUUCCUCCAGAGGUUAUCAGUAAUUUGCAGGCUGGUAGACUUGGUUCCACAAUUUUUGUUGCUAAUCUUGACUUCAAAGUUGGUUGGAAGAAGCUAAAAGAAGUGUUCAGCAUAGCUGGAACUGUAAAGCGGGCAGAUAUUAAAGAAGACAAAGAUGGCAAGAGCAGAGGAAUGGGCACUGUCACUUUCGAGCAAGCAAUUGAAGCAGUUCAAGCAAUUUCUAUGUUCAAUGGACAGUUUUUAUUUGAUAGACCUAUGCAUGUGAAAAUGGAUGACAAAUCUGUUCCUCAUGAAGAAUACCGUUCACAUGAUAGUAAAACACCACAGCUGCCACGCGGUCUUGGAGGCAUUGGAAUGGGACUUGGUCCAGGUGGACAGCCUAUUAGUGCCAGCCAGUUGAAUAUAGGUGGUGUGAUGGGAAAUUUAGGUCCAAGUGGUAUGGGAAUGGAUGGUCCAGGUUUUGGAGGAAUGAAUAGAAUCGGAGGAGGAAUUGGGUUUGGUGGUCUGGAGGCAAUGAAUAGCAUGGGUGGAUUUGGAGGAGUUGGCCGAAUGGGAGAGCUAUACCGUGGCGCAAUGACUAGUAGCAUGGAGCGAGAGUUUGGACGUGGUGAUAUUGGAAUAAAUCGAGGCUUUGGAGAUUCCUUUGGUAGACUUGGCAGUGCAAUGAUUGGAGGGUUUGCAGGAAGAAUAGGAGCUUCUAACAUGGGUCCAGUAGGAUCUGGAAUAAGUGGUGGAAUGGGUGGCAUGAACAGUGUGACUGGAGGCAUGGGGAUAGGACUGGACCGGAUGAGUUCCAGCUUUGAUAGAAUGGGACCGGGUAUAGGAGCUAUACUGGAAAGGAGCAUCGAUAUGGAUCGAGGAUUUUUAUCGGGUCCAAUGGGAAGCGGAAUGAGAGACAGAAUAGGCUCCAAAGGCAACCAGAUAUUUGUCAGAAAUCUGCCUUUUGACUUGACUUGGCAGAAACUAAAAGAGAAAUUCAGUCAGUGUGGUCAUGUAAUGUUUGCAGAAAUAAAAAUGGAGAAUGGAAAGUCAAAAGGCUGUGGAACGGUCAGAUUUGACUCCCCAGAAUCAGCUGAAAAAGCUUGCAGAAUAAUGAAUGGCAUAAAAAUCAGUGGCAGAGAAAUUGAUGUUCGCUUGGAUCGUAAUGCAUAAUUUCAAACCAUGGUUGGAACAUUCCUCCAUCUGUUUUGCUGAAUCUCCUAGUAGAAGUCAUUUUUUAAGUAAUACUGUAUGCUUACAAAAGCUGUAAAAAUGUACUUUUAAAACUCCCACCAGCUUUUAACAGUAUAAUGUUAAAAAUAUACUGUGAUUUUUUGUUAAUCUCAAGUUUGGGUUUUUAAAGACAGCAAGUCUGGUCAUUCAGUUUAAAUGAAUGGUUAUACUGUUUUUAAUGAGAUAAGCCAUUUU